UCGGUAAUCAACUAUGUAAUCACUCAGGUAUCCUAAGGAAAAAUUCCAGCUGGUGCUGGGGUUGUAUAGUGUAUGAAGAGUGUUGUUCAACAUAUUACAUAGCUCAUGAUUUGGUCAUCUAGAAGAUAUUGAUAUAACAAGACAAAAUGGCAGCAGACUGGGGAAGAAAGGCUGCUAGUAAAAUUGACAGGACUCAGUUCAGUAAGGAUGAACUACUGAAAUCUUUGGGAAAUCAGUUUAAUGUUGACUUUACCGACUAUGAUCAGUGGACCAGAAAAAACAAACCUGUGACACGCCCUCCUCCUCCUCCUAAAGGAGGCAAAUCUGUAUCUAUUCGCCGCACUGCUAAGUCAGCUGACAGUUGUCAGCAUGGUACUGGACCUGGUAGGGGUGGUCAUAUACCAACACUAAAGGAGAAAAAACAGGCAGCUCAGAAAAAAUCACUAGACAAGGAACGAGUGGAGAGAGUAAAGAUCAUUGAGCUGAGAAUAAGAACAAGAAAAAAGACUCUUGAGGAAUACCAGAAGCGAUACCAUGAAUUACUUGAGGAGAAUAUAAAGUUGAAAGCAGAUAUAGAUGAAGAUGAAAUGCACACAAUGAGCCAUGUGAAAGGUUUGCUGCGGCGAUAUGAAAAAUACAGGGGUGGAAUCACAACAAUAAACACAAACUUUGGAACAGAGUUUGAAAAUGCACAAGGUGAACUAGAUGCAACAAAAGCUUUGACAAAGAACAAGCUUGGAUCAUUAGAAAAGCAAGUGUCAGAAUUAGAUGAAUAUCUGAAGCAGAAACAGGAAGAGCUACACAUCUUGAUGAACUAUAAAGAUAAAGAAUAUCCUGUGAAAGCUAUGAAGAUAGCUACAUUACAGAAGGAUAUACAAAACUUAAAAAUAUCAUGUCAGGAAGAUCAAGAAGACUUAGAACAUAUAAUAUACACAGAACUGUCGAAGUAUGAAAAAGAGAGAAAUAAAAAUAUAAACGAAACAACAAAGGAAAUGACAGAGACAGCAAUAUCAAUGAUGCACCCCAGUUUGAAGGACAUGGCUUUACAGAAUAUGGUGAUGAAAAAGGAGAUAGAGAUGAACAAACAAGUACAAGAGGACUUACUUCAUGAUAAUCAACUUCUUGAGGCUGAAGUAGAACGACUCCUCAAAGAUCCAAAAACCAAUACAAGACUCCAGAUGUUCCCAGAAUUCUUCCCUACUCGAGAAAAGUGUACCCCAGACAUGGAUGUAAUUCUUGACAUACCCACACAAGAAUGGCUUCCUAUAUAGUCCCUGCUGUGUGAUGGAUUGGAAAGUCUGGUCUACUGGUUACAGGAGAUUUUUCUGAUGAUCAGCAAGCUUGCACAAAACUUCACUGCUGCCAAUGCAGUUAAAUGUGGAAUACAAUUAUGAACAAUUGUGAUUUAUGUUCAUGAUAAAAGGUUGAGGGAUAUAGAUGUAUUACAUGAACAUAUUCUUUAAAAUGUUGACAUUGACAUACUUGCCAUGUCCUCAUAUUUUGGAUGGAGAUUGCUGAAUUUUCAAAAUAAUUCUUGACACUCAAUAUUAGCAAAAUCCUCUUCAUCACUGAUAUACAAUGAAUUCAUAGCAUACAUGUAUCUUUGGGUUUUAUUAUUAGGUUCAACAUUUUAAAUCAUUCCCAUUUUUGUUAUACUGUUAUCUUUAUCCUGAUUUGCAAUGUAUGCCAAACUGUGACCAUCUGACAUAAUGGAUAAAAAAGUCCAGUUAAAAUAUUGGUGAGUAAAGGAAAAGAAGAAAUAAAUAUUUAAUAUUCUUUUUGGUCUGGCAAUCCCUAGAAAUGUUUCACACACACUAUGUUUAAUAGUGUAGCAUAUCAGCAACAUGUUCAGGGGAACUUAUGGUCUGUUCUCAUUCAAAGCAUUAAGUUUUCAGCACUGGUAAUAUUAAAUCUAGCUGUUGAAAAUUUUACUUUAAAUGUUUAUUUUUCAGACACUUAUCUAACCUGUAGCAUUAGCUGAUUAGCAAGUUUCUUAACACGCAGCAGUCAUAUAAAUUCUCUUCAGACUUCAAAGAUACUGUACUAUUAAAUACAUACUGAUAUCUCUUUAUACAUGUAUACAUUACAACAUUCUAUUAAAUCGCACAUAAUUUUUCUUUUGGAUUUCCUUCUACCUGAUAUUUCCCUGUACAAAAAUGACUUUGGGGAAUUAACUGUACUAAUUUCCCUCUGUUUCACUUCCAUGGUGUAAAAAGGAGCACGAGACUUGUUCUACAGCAUGUAGCAUUGAAUGACUGAGAGAGAACUGUAUGAUGUGAAUAAAAAUAUUUGCAAGUAAA
Molecule: messenger RNA, 2300 nt
Organism: Ylistrum balloti
Lineage: Eukaryota; Metazoa; Mollusca; Bivalvia; Pectinida; Pectinidae
Exons: 12
Coding region: 147-1271 (374 amino acids)
Source: RefSeq, a predicted model, not a curated record